AUGCCGCAUUAUUCUCGGUUCAUGAGAGACAUUUUGAUCGGAAAAAGGACUUGUGGCACCAAUGAAACCGUGCACCUAACGGAGAAUUGUAGUGCAUUGAUUUCUAGCCCGUUCCCCCCAAAGAUCAAGGAUCUCGGGAGCUUCUCGAUUCCUUGUAGCAUCCAAGAGCUGAAAUUUGACAACGCUCUAUGUGACUUGGGGGCGAGCGUAAGUAUUUUGCCGUACAAAAUUUAUGAGAAACUAAGUCUUGGCGAUCUCACCCCUACCCCUAUGUCUUUGCAAUUAGCCGACCGCUCGGUUAUGUUCCCCUUAGGUAGGGUUGAUGAUGUUCCCCUUGUGAUAGGGAAGUUGACUUUCCUUGUGGACUUCAUUGUCUUGGACAUCGAUGCGGACGCCCAUACCCCUAUCAUCUUAGGGAGGCCAUUCUUGGCUACGGCGGGUGCUCUCAUUGAUGUUCAAGGUGGCCUUAUCACUUUGAAAGCGAGAGAUGCCAAGGCUAAUUUCAAGCUUGCUAUUGAUGAUCAGUGUUGUUCCAAAAUGAGAAGUUGCAUGAAGAUUGACACUAUUGCUUGUGUUGAGCACCAUUACUCUUGUGCUAAUUCUCCUAACAAAUCUUGUGCUUCUAAGUGUAAUGUUAAGAGUGAUAGGAAAUUCAGGAAGAAGAAGGUGCAUGAGAGCUCUUUGGUUUUAGGUGACUCCUUUGACGACGUCAUCAUCAUUUCCGGAACAUUUGGGAUGGAUCUUGAUGAUGUAGGAGCACUGUAG
Molecule: messenger RNA, 765 nt
Organism: Spinacia oleracea (spinach)
Lineage: Eukaryota; Viridiplantae; Streptophyta; Magnoliopsida; Caryophyllales; Amaranthaceae
Exons: 1
Coding region: 1-765 (254 amino acids)
Source: RefSeq, a predicted model, not a curated record